AUGACAGACAUAGGAAUGACAGAUAUAGGAAUGAUAGACAUAGGAAUGACAGAUAUAGGAAUGACAGACAUAGGAAUGACAGAUAUAGGAAUGACAGACAUAGGAAUGAUAGACAUAGGAAUGACAGACAUAGGAAUGACAGACAUAGGAAUGACAGAUAUAGGAAUGGCAGAUAUAGGAAUGACAGACAUAGGAAUGACAGACAUAGGAAUGAUAGACAUAGGAAUGACAGACAUAGGAAUGACAGACAUAGGAAUGAGACCCGGCUGGUGUAGCCCUUGUGGGCUUCCCUAA
This is a messenger RNA of Candidula unifasciata, 294 nucleotides long. The record is from the annotation of a GenBank genome assembly. Lineage: Eukaryota; Metazoa; Mollusca; Gastropoda; Stylommatophora; Geomitridae.